GGCCGCCCGGAUCGCCGCGGGCCAGGGGUGCCCAGCGCGGGUGCCCAGCGCGGGCGUCCAGCGCGCGGCCACUCUGCGGCCCGGGCGGGCUCCCGCGCCCCGGCCCGGCCCCGCCCUGCCCCCCCGAGGCGGCAUCCUCGGGCUCGGACGUCCGGCCCCGGCCCCCGCGGCGGGGCUGUCCGAGGGUCCCCCCGACGCCCCCGGCGCCCCUCGACCCCCGGCCGCGGCGCCUCCCCCGCUCGCCCGGCCCGGGGGUCGCGGCUGCGGAAUCGAAAGCGAAGCCCGCCGCGGGCCCGCUCGCCUCCAGGACGCACCUCUGAGGGGCAGUGGGGGUGCUGGACGCCUCCCGAGGGAAGCCAGCCAUGUCUUUGGACGACAUCAAGAUGAGGCCCAGUGACCUGCAGGAUGAGCAGUACCUGGACAGCGGCGGCUUCGGGAAGGUGUCCCUGUGCCGGCACCGAUCCCACGGGCUCGUCAUCCUGAAGAGAGUCUACACCGGGCCCAAGCGCACCGAGUACAACGAGUCCCUCCUGGAGGAGGGCAAGAUGAUGCACCGGCUGCAGCACCAGCGCGUGGUGCGGCUGCUGGGCAUCAUCAUCGAGGAGGGGGACUACUCCCUGGUCAUGGAGUACAUGGAGAAGGGCAGCCUCAUGCAAGUGCUCCAGGCGCAGGUCAGUAUCCCCCUCUGUCUGAAAGGGAGGGUCAUCCUGGAGACCAUCGAGGGGAUGUGUUACCUACACGGAGAAGGUGUGAUACACAAGGACCUGAAGCCGCAGAACAUCCUGGUGGACAGGGACUUCCACAUCAAGAUCGCAGACCUCGGCGUUGCCUCUUUCAAGACGUGGAGUAAGCUGACCAAAGAGGAGAACAACAAGCAGAGGUUCAGGAACCCCCGCGGGUCCCCGAAGAACGGCGGCACCCUCUACUACAUGGCCCCCGAGCAUCUGAACGACGUCAACGCCAAGCCCUCCGAGAAGUCGGACGUGUAUAGCUUUGGCAUCGUGCUCUGGACCAUCUUUGCCAACAAGGAGCCUUACGAAAAUGCCAUCUGCGAGGACCAGCUGAUCCUGGGCAUUAAGUCUGGAAACAGGCCCGACGUGGAGUACAUCAUCGAGUACUGCCCCCGGCAGAUCAUAGACCUCAUGGAGGAGUGCUGGACGAGAGACCCCAUGCUCCGGCCCCUCUUCACCGACAUUGAGAAAAUAUUUAAGCCAUUUUAUUGCAGUGAGUUGGAAAACAAAGUGGAAGAGGCUGUGACAAGUUUAAAGGAAAAGUUUCAGUGCGACAGAAUCGUGAAGAGAAUGGAGUCGCUCCAGUUGGACUGUGUGCCGCUGCCUCCCAGCCGGUCAAACUCAGCCACGGAGCAGCCCCACUCACUGCGCAGCUCCGAGGGCCUGGGGGCGACCCCCGUGGAGGAGUUGUAUUUCGCUCCCUCCCCGGACCAUCAGCCCGAGGAGAACGAGUUCCACCUGCAGAGCAAACUCCAGGAGGAAGCCAACUACCAUCUAUACGGCAGCCGCAUGGACAGGACCUCGAAGCCGCAGCCCCGGCCGACCGUGGCCACCCGCCACGAGGAGGAGAGGAGGCGCCGGGUCUCCCACGACCCGUUUGCACAACCGAGACCCUCGGAGCACGUGAAGAGCCCCGAGAGGAAAGGCUUCGUCUACGCCAAUGUGGCCAGGCCUGCCCCGGCCGGACCGGGCAGCCAGCCUGCAGGGUACUGGAACGGCGGGGUCCCCGGCACGCAGAGCUUCUGGGCUAGAGCCCCCGACCCGGCUGUGGCAGCGCCGAGGGUGUGGAGCGGACCCUGUUCAGGCCUGCUGCAGUGUCCUCCGCUGCGGAUGCCCGUGCCCGAGAGCCUCUUCGUGGGGACCGCCCCCACCAUGCCGUUCAUCUCCCAGCUGUCGAGAGACGAGACAGCGAAGUGCGCCAUAUACAACAGCAGCGCCAUUCAGAUCGGCGACAACAACUACAUGGAGGUGAAUGGGCUGAUGCCUCCCUUGUGGGACUACUCGUACCAGAGCCCGACCGCGGAGCCGGCGCAAGAGCCCCAGUACGAGGUCUUCUUCGGGAACAGCACCAGCCUGACGGACAGGCACCUGGACCCCGUCCGGGAGAACCUGGGGCGGCACUGGAAGAACCUCGCGCGGAAGCUGGGCUUCACCGACGCGCAGAUCGAGGAGAUCGACCACGACUACGAGCGGGACGGCCUGAAGGAGAAGGUCUACCAGAUGCUCCAGAAGUGGGUCAUGCGGGAGGGCACCAAGGGCGCCACCGUGGGCAAGCUGGCCAGGGCACUGCACCAGUGCUCAUGCAUAAACCUCCUCCACAAACUCAUGCUCGUCAGCCGGGACUGACUCCGGGGCGCGGCCGGGCCCGCGGGCUCCUGCCUCUGCCAGACACUCAGCCCCACGUGGGGGCCACCAGCAUCCUCCCCACCCUGCCAGGAGCUCGGCGUCCGCCUCAGCCUCCUUGCCCCGCACCGCCUCUCCGGAGAAGGGGAGAACAAGCCACAGCCAGCAGCCCCGCAGGGCAAACACAGAGACAAGACAAAACACAACCAUCCUCUAGGCUGGGGAAAGGGAGGACAGCCAGCUGAAGAGGAGUUUCUCUGUGUCUGCACCAGAAGGAAGCGACACUCCGCUUCCGGAGUUUGGCUGCACUGAGCUGCGGGGGGGGCACAAAAGUCCACUCAGACUCCGGUGCUUGUCCCUGGUCCGCGCACCCCUCAGACCAAAGCACUGUAAGAUCCUCAGUUCCUUCCAGCAGGUUCUGUGGCAACACAGGCCCUGUCCAUCCCCGCAGCCCGGUGCUGUGUCUUCCACGGCCGGUGGCAGGAGUUCCACGCAGCCCCCCACCACCUGCCACUUCACUCCCGAACUGCGCGCGGGGCAUUCAGGUGGGGAGACAGAUGACACGUGCCGGACAGACCCUCCAGGACGUGUGUCCAUCUCCUCUUGCCCUCUGACCUGCGCUGCCCCACCUGGGCCCUGGGGAAGCCGCCCCCUCCCCCACUGCCUGGGACUGCACCCCAGUACUGGUGCGGUUCUUCCAGUACUGGUGCAGUUCUUCCAGUACUGGUGCAGUUCUUUUCACUACUGGUGCAGUUCUUUCCAGUACUGGAGCAGUUUUUCCAGUACUGGUGCAGUUCUUCC
Messenger RNA from Sorex fumeus (smoky shrew), 3155 nucleotides. It is a transcript of the gene RIPK1, whose product is annotated as receptor interacting serine/threonine kinase 1. NCBI's taxonomy places the organism in Eukaryota, Metazoa, Chordata, Mammalia, Eulipotyphla, Soricidae. The transcript is spliced from 11 exons. The coding region runs from base 363 to 2357 and encodes 664 amino acids. Gene Ontology annotation, biological process: protein phosphorylation; signal transduction. The record is from RefSeq and is a predicted model, not a curated record. Gene Ontology annotation, molecular function: ATP binding; protein binding; JUN kinase kinase kinase activity.